AUGACAACAAUUGAGUAUGGUGGUGGGCCAUCACUUGAGCAACGUCGGGCAUUUGCAAAUUUGGAAGAGGGGGGACAUGUGCCUGGUUCAUCACGUCCACAUAGUUCAAUACCAUAUACACCAAAUAGUAAUUAUUAUAGUGCAAGAAUAUUUCAUCAAGAAGGUAUGAUCCCAGAUUAUGAAGGUCAUAUACAUGGUUAUCAAUAUCAUGUUGGAAAGAAUUUUGGUAAUACAACACGUGAUUUAGAAAUAAUUGGACUGAAGAGAUUAGUCGGAGUACCGGAAACUUGUAUUACGUUAACCGUUUGAAAUCUGAAUCUACUUUCGAUGUACCAAAAAGUGAACACUUGUCAUUCACGUGAGUACAUUGCUGUGAUUACUUAGCUCAGUAAUAUAACUCAGAGAAAUUACAAAGUACCAAUUGAUGCAGUCUGCAUCUUUCAAGUACUCCAUUUUUAUCGUCUAAAGGAUGAUGGGUUUGAACUGUCGAUCGAGUGGUUGAAAGUUGCUUGUCUAAAUAACCUCAAAUACCUCAUUGACAUACCGGUUACAGCGUCAGAUUUUGGACAAUUAUGUUAAAUAUAUUUGAUUAGCCAAAUAUUUAUCGUUGCUGUUCACACUUGAGGUGUUACGUAAAGAUAAGAAACUUAAAUAAGUUUCUUGAUUUUGAAGUAUCCCAGCUCCGAAAUACUUAGACUUUGUCCUCUACACCUCUGAUUCGAUUGAUGGUGGAAAGAAUCUCCACUCUUCCAAUCAAAUGGUUCGUAUCUAGCUGCUCAUUUAUGGCAUCCUCAAGGGAUGCAUUACUACUGUCCAAAGAUAAGAUGAAAUUACAGGUUUCACCCUUAAAUUGUGUUGGUGAUUGCGGAUAGUUCAUCUACAGGAUUUGUUAGAAACAGAUUUGAAAUUAAUGGUCUUUAUGAGUUCCAACAUUUUGAAUAAACAAAUGCAUGAUUCAUUUUUGGUCACCAGAUACCAAAAGACUGAGUCUGCUGAGGUUCCUUCACUGUUUUUUCGAUGGAAAGGUUUUGCUAAAAGCAAUCUUAGUGCUGGGCUAACUUGCUUAUAAUGUUUCUCUUUGCCUUCUGAUUUUAUGCAUCGUUAAGGUUUGUAUUAUAACGGUUAUCGCGGUGAACGAUUAGCGAAGCACGGUACUACAAUGUCCUCUACUUGAUUUUGGCAGAAUACGACGUACAACUUACGGCACUUCAACGUGUAUAAAUCCACGGCCGUUAAACCAGAAGAUGGAAGAAGCAAGGGAAAUGGUUACUGGAUAAAAAUGGAAAACGUACAGAAAAAAGAUGGGUACUUAUACGAUCACUAAAUCGGAUCACGUAAUUCACAUAUACAAUAUCCGAUCGACAAUAAAGAACCAGGUAGUAAGUUAAUAAUAAUCUAUUUAACACAAUACAAACAACCUGUAGAACUCAUCAGUAGAAAUGGAUUCAAAUAUUAUUAGUUUUUCAGCGCUUCAGAAUUCUGAGUGCCUAUUUCAACUUGUUCAUAAGUCAUUUUGAGUCCACUGUCUCAUGACAUUAGUUUUCCUUUAUUGUUGUUUUCGACUAGUUGGUCAGUGUCUUAAAUUUGUUAUCACUGCAUGGGUACUUUCAUAAGUGCUCACAACAAUCAACAGAUACAUAUACUUUCAAUCGGCUGAUUUUUGUAGAAUGUGCAUUCACUAGGCAUAGGUACUCAUCAGACAAAAUAUGGACAUAUUAUCGAUUAACUAACUACAGUAUAAGUAUGUCUGACCAGUCAUUCUCAAUGUGAUGAGAUAGUAACACCAUAAUUCUAACUUAAACAUACAGGCGGAUACAUUUAGGCCGUAGAACAUAUAGUUGAAAAUGAAACGGGGCAACUAAGAUUAUACCAAAUAAUAUGUUCAGUUCAUUUACUUCGUACUUUUACGUCCAUAUGAUGCAGUCGCAAAGGGUACCCAAACCAAGACAUGGUAUCAGUUCAUGACACCACUCACUGGUUGUUUUUAAACUAUUCAGUUGGAGUUCACGAUGACUGAAACUCUUGGGUAACAUGAAUCAAAAUCGACCACUUACCCGGACAUACACAAUACUAUAUAUUGCUUAUGUUCAGAAUUCAAUCAUAUUCUCUGCCUUAUCUUUUUCCACCAUCAUAGACCACCAUUUUACUAGUACAUUAUGUAUUUUAUUCAUUUCAUCUCUUUUUACUGUGUUGGUUGUAACAAGUGAAAUCAACGUACAUUGAUGCCGUAGCAGCAGCUCACGUACGAUUGAGUUUGUUCAUAUUUAAAUUGGUUUAACCCUUUUGUUCGCUUAUUUAACGGAUAGAGUCACUCGUACAGUAACAACCUAUCUGUGCUAUUGUAACUUUAUGAUUGUUGCACUUUUAUGAAUGUGUAUGGUUGAGCAUUGCCUACUGUCUACGCAUAUAUUCAUUCUGUUGCCUUUCUAUUAGUGGCUCAAGUGAUUCAAUGUUUCAUUCAUUUCCACACUCGUUCAUGGACUCGAUCAUCCUCUCGCUUACCGACCAAAACGCCGUGUCUGUCCCACGUCAUAUUUGAUUAAUUACCAAUGUUUUCUUUCAAAUCAAAGAUGACUGAUAUUGAUUAAUUAUCUUCUUUUUUACUACAAUGGUAAUUUGUUAGAGAAUUCCAAACGGAAAAAGAAAGAAUGGUUCACGUUCUAAAAUAAUAUUUACAAUGUUGGCAUCAAUCUAUGCCGAGAACUGGAGGCAGACAUGAGAAUAAUGAACAUAGGUUGGAUAGAAGUAGAAAAGAAGGUCCAAGACAGAGUGGGUUGGAGAAUACUGGUCAGCAGUCUAUGCUCCAUUGGGCGUAACAUGCGUAAGUAAACUCCUUGUGGAAUAUUACUUGUGAUAUUAUCUGUAAGGACGGCCCGUCGGUAGACUCUCGGAAGCCCUAAGAAGCCCAGGAAGGGCCGCAGACAUUCCAUCCAAUCACGGCUUGGGGAAUGUUCUAGAAAUGCCAACGUGGAGCUUCUCCAUUGGAUGGAUUAGUUUGAUACCUAUGUGCUUAUUGGUUGACCUAAAUGAUAAUUUACUUUCAGCCAAAAACUAUUAAUACACGAGAUUUCUGUGCUAUAUUUUGACACUGUUGGGGCAAUUAAACUUCCUGCUUACCA
This is a messenger RNA of Schistosoma rodhaini, 3119 nucleotides long. The record is from the annotation of a GenBank genome assembly. Lineage: Eukaryota; Metazoa; Platyhelminthes; Trematoda; Strigeidida; Schistosomatidae.